GGGGUGCCCACGACGGUUUCGGACCUGGCCUGCAGGUCGCGGUCGCUGCUCCCGGACGGCCCGCUGAGCGCGGUAAUAUCAUCUACUUGGCUCAGAAGUCAAGGCCUGCCCCAGCUGCCUGAUCUUCCCCCCUGCAAGUGCCUGUUUUUGAGAAAUGUCCGCCGACGAGACAGAAGCCACUGCCCGCGGCCAGGUGACAGCGGAGGAGCCGGCACAGCAGCCCAGUGUGGUGGACCGCGUGGCCGGCAUGCCCCUCAUCAGCUGCACCUGCGACAUGGUGUCGGCGGCCUACGCCUCCACCAAGGAGAGCCACCCCCAUGUCAAGACCGUGUGCGACGCGGCGGAGAAGGGGGUGAAGACCCUCACGGCGGCUGCCAUCAGCGGGGCCCAGCCCCUCCUCUCCAAGCUGGAGCCCCAGCUCGCGUCAGCCAGUGAGUACGCCCACCGGGGACUGGAUAAACUGGAGGAGAACCUGCCCGUCCUGCAGCACCACACGGAGAAGGUCCUGGUGGACACCAAGGAGCUCGUGUCGUCCAAGGUGGCGGGGGCCCGAGAAGCCGUGUCCCACACGGUGUCGAGCGCCAGGGACACGGUGGCCAGCCGGGUGACGGAGGCGGUGGACGUGACCCGGGGUGCCGUGCAGAGCGGCGUGGACAUGACCAAGUCCGUGGUGACCAGCGGUGUCCAGUCGGUCAUGGGCUCCCGCGUGGGCCAGAUGGUGCUGAGCGGGGUGGACGCGGUGCUGGGCAGGUCGGAGGAGUGGGUGGACAACCACCUGCCCAUGACGGACGCCGAGCUGGCCCGCCUGGCCACGUCCCUGGAGGGCUUCGACAUCGCCUCGGUGCAGCAGCAGCGGCGGGAGCAGAGCUACUUCGUGCGUCUGGGCUCCCUGUCGGAGAGGCUGCGCCAGCGGGCCUACGCGCACUCGCUGGGCAAGCUGCAGCUCACGCGCCAGAGGGCCCACGAGGCCCUGCAGCAGCUGUCGCAGGCGCUCAGCCUGAUGGAAAGUGUCAAGCAGGGAGUCGAUCAGAAGCUGGUGGAGGGGCAGGAGAAACUACACCAGAUGUGGCUUAACUGGAACAAGAACCAGCUUCCAGAUGCGGAGGAGAACCCAGCCAAGCCAGAGCAGGUGGAGUCCCGGGCGCUCGCCAUGUUCCGCGACGUCACGCAGCAGCUGGAGGCCACCUGCGCCUCGCUGGGCUCCAGCGUCCAAGGGCUGCCCAGCCACGUGAAGGACCAGGUGCAGCAGGCUCGCCGCCACGUGGGGGACCUCCAGGCCACCUUCGCCGGCGUCCACUCCUUCCAGGACCUGUCGGCCAGCGUCCUGACGCAGAGCCGCGAGCAGGUCGCCAGGGCCCGAGAAGCCCUGGACCACAUGGUGGAGUACGUGGUGCAGAACACGCCCAUCAUGUGGCUGGUGGGACCCUUUGCUCCCGGCAUCGUCGAGAAGGCCCCGGAAGAGCAGAAGUAGGAGAGACAGGAAGGGGGCUCGGGGGGCUCCCCGGGGGGCCGGCAGGCAGCCCUGACCCCUUGCCCCCCACGCCUCACUGGACACGCAUUUCUAACCGCUCAUCUCAGCUGCCACCUUGGGAAGCGGAGGUCCUCCACACUGAGCCGGUCCCUCAGCCUCUCUGGGCUCGGAGGAACAGUCACUGGGGCGAGGUUUCUGGGAAAAAAUUUUUUCUAGAAGGUUCCCCCAAAAUUUUCUUUUCCUUCCUUAAAAAUCAGGGGUACAAUUCUUAUAUCCCAGUUCCUUUUCUGCAUCAAGGCCCCCGGAUAUCAGCCUUUAGCUAGCAGGCUUGGACUUCUGGUCUGCAGAGUGGGUUCCCGGGGCCGGGGUAGAGGCUGAGGUGCCCAGAUUCAUUCUAGAACAGAAAGGGGCUCAAGCCUGCCUGGCGAGCCAUAGGUGCCAGGAGCUUCGGUGGCCUUAAUAAAUUUGACCUGCAGUUGA
Messenger RNA from Diceros bicornis minor, 1951 nucleotides. RefSeq names its product perilipin 3 (gene PLIN3). NCBI's taxonomy places the organism in Eukaryota, Metazoa, Chordata, Mammalia, Perissodactyla, Rhinocerotidae. Gene Ontology annotation, cellular component: cytosol; lipid droplet. Bases 155 to 1471 code for a protein of 438 amino acids. The record is from RefSeq and is a predicted model, not a curated record. Gene Ontology annotation, biological process: lipid storage; positive regulation of triglyceride storage. The transcript has 9 exons.